Messenger RNA from Tauraco erythrolophus (red-crested turaco), 220 nucleotides. NCBI's taxonomy places the organism in Eukaryota, Metazoa, Chordata, Aves, Musophagiformes, Musophagidae. The record is from RefSeq and is a predicted model, not a curated record.
AUGGCCAACGUGGUGCUCCCCUGCCUGCUCCUGGCUCUGCUGCUCCUGGCCCCGGCCCUGCCCGCGCCCCACGAGCGAGGGCUCAUCUUCAACUUGAGCCUCUAUGGAGUCUACUACAAGUGUCCCUGCGAGAGCGGUUUGACCUGCGACGCUGAUAAGACCCUCGUGGGCUCCAUCACCAACACCAACUUCGGCAUCUGCAAGGACCCCGGGGACACCA